UUAUUUAUAGAUAUUUUUAAAUUCUUAAAAUUUUAUUAUUUUGCUGCACUAACUCUGUUCAAUCAAAAUCAUUCAUUACUCACUUCACUAUCCCCAAUAAAAUACAAUGAACUUUUUAUGAAUAAUUGGUUUAAUACAAGCAUCAGACAUUAAUAGUGGAUUUAAAAAAAGCUUUUCCGUUACAAUAACAUUUAAAGACUAAUUUAUUCACUUUCUCUUUCUCUGCCUGACCGAUUUCGUAUCGAUUACAGCACGGAGUUUGUAGUUGUACUCCCCUAAAGUACACACACAUCGAUUUAUAUGGACAUCUACCACAACCUCAGUGCAUCCCGUACUGUGGCAAUCCCGUCUUAGCUAUGUCCUAUUGCUAUUUGAUCCAAGGAAAAUGUCUGACACUGCGAAGUGAUCUUCCUUACGAAAUGCAAUACGUUUGCGAAUUCGAUUGCAAACCCGUCUGUAUAACGCCCUGCCCACCCAAAGUUUCCUGUGAUUCCCAUGGAACGUCUUGUCCACCGAUCGCCAUAUGCCCUACUUAUUUGAAUACGAAAUCUUGUGAACGACGUCAAGCGCUAUCCUAUCCACCUGCCCAAGCUGCAUCGCUGUGUCAAUCCUGUCCACUUAAUUCAGAAACGAUGUACCAGGGAGCAAUGUGUCAACCAAAUGUCCAAAGAAACGAAUUGAACCCGCGCGCCUGACAAUACGUCAAGUUACGAGAUAUUUAUGUGAUAUGAAGAUUUACGAGGACCAUUCCUGUAUGGCGAGUCGUUAAUCUCGUCAUCGAUCUUAAGUCGGUUUUUACUAUCGUUUUAUUCAAUUUAUUUUUCAUAGUUCUAUGUUUAUUUGACUAAUGUAUAUAUU
Pogonomyrmex barbatus (red harvester ant) is the source of this 858-nucleotide messenger RNA. RefSeq lists its product as uncharacterized. NCBI's taxonomy places the organism in Eukaryota, Metazoa, Arthropoda, Insecta, Hymenoptera, Formicidae. The record is from RefSeq and is a predicted model, not a curated record.